Lepisosteus oculatus (spotted gar) is the source of this 1953-nucleotide messenger RNA. It is a transcript of the gene sstr1a, whose product is annotated as somatostatin receptor 1a. NCBI's taxonomy places the organism in Eukaryota, Metazoa, Chordata, Actinopteri, Semionotiformes, Lepisosteidae. The record is from RefSeq and is a predicted model, not a curated record. Gene Ontology annotation, molecular function: somatostatin receptor activity; neuropeptide binding. Gene Ontology annotation, biological process: cellular response to estradiol stimulus; neuropeptide signaling pathway. Gene Ontology annotation, cellular component: neuron projection; plasma membrane.
UUAAUAUUAUUUCUAAAGACAGAAAUAUGAUGAAUCUCCUAAGCAAAACAACGAUAAUUGAUUUGGUUAUUAAGACACCAAUCGGAAGCCCUUCAUAAAAUACGCAUAAAAAACUUUGAGAACUGAAAAGAAAAGUGGAAGUCAUCCUCUUCUGAUGCAUGUAAAGUGGUGUCUAUUACAGGUCGCAGUGCUGUAUCUGCUAGUACAGACAACGUCAUUUUGCAGCUGCUGACGUUUGGGCUAUUAAUCAUUCACCGGCAAAGGGACAACAAUUAAUACUCGAGUAUCUAACCGAGAGGAGCUAUCCUUGGUGCUGAAGCACACCCGGCAGGGCAGGAAGGGAAGGCGAGCAGGCACACCAUGCAGACUCUGAACAGCCUCAGCCCGAUCCGUUCAGAGCAGGAGAGCCAGAGCUUCGUCUUGACAUGCUGAGCGGCGCGCUUUGAGCAGAGGCACCGCUCGGGCACUCCUCAUUUCGCUUCUGGCGAACGGGACUCCACCGAAAAUGCUACCCAACAACUCCUCCAGGCACCUGAGCAUAGAGGACGGCUAUUAUUUAAUGAAUUCCUCUGGCAACGAGACGCACAGCGAGUCUCACGGCAGCGCGAUUCUGAUCUCCUUCAUCUAUUCCGUGGUUUGUCUGGUCGGGCUCUGUGGAAACUCUAUGGUUAUUUAUGUGAUCCUGAGAUAUGCCAAGAUGAAGACGGCUACUAACAUCUACAUUCUUAACUUGGCGAUCGCAGACGAGUUACUCAUGCUGAGUGUGCCCUUUUUGGUGACUUCCUCCCUGCUUCAUCACUGGCCCUUCGGCUCGCUGCUCUGCCGGCUUGUUCUCAGUGUAGAUGCCAUCAACAUGUUUACUAGCAUUUACUGCCUUACUGUCCUCAGCAUUGACCGCUACAUUGCGGUGGUGCACCCGAUCAAAGCUGCCAGAUACCGGAGACCCACUAUAGCCAAGAUGGUCAACUUAGGCGUUUGGAUAUUCUCUAUAAUGGUGAUUUUACCCAUCAUUAUAUUUUCAACAACAGCACCCAAUUCUGACGGUUCUGUAGCUUGUAACAUGCAGAUGCCACAGCCCCAGCGUCAGUGGAUGGCGGUAUUUGUGAUCUAUACGUUUCUAAUGGGAUUUCUUUUCCCUGUCAUUGCGAUCUGCAUGUGCUACAUUCUCAUCAUAGUGAAAAUGAGAGUGGUAGCUCUAAAGGCGGGCUGGCAGCAGCGCAAAAAGUCCGAAAGAAAGAUCACCCUCAUGGUCAUGAUGGUGGUGACGGUGUUCGUCAUCUGCUGGAUGCCCUUUUACAUUGUCCAGCUGGUGAACGUUUUCGUCCAGCAGCACAACGCGACGAUCAGCCAGCUCUCCGUGAUACUGGGUUACGCCAACAGCUGUGCUAACCCCAUUCUCUACGGAUUCCUCUCGGACAAUUUCAAAAGAUCAUUCCAAAGAAUUUUGUGCCUUCGCUGGAUGGACAAUGCCGCGGAGGAGCCGAUUGAUUACUAUGCCACGGCUCUGAAAAGCCGAGCGUACAGUGUUGAUGACUUCCAGCCGGAUAACAUGGAGUCAGACAGCACCUACAGAAAUGGGACUUGCACGUCGAGGACCACGACACUAUAAUGAGCAGGUCUCAACAUUAUGAAUAGUUGGUUGUUAGGGGGUGGGUCAGUUUGGGGAGGAUAUAGGACUGUUAUAAUGUCAUGAACAAAUCUGUCAAUUUGACCACUGUGUGUUUUUCUAUUGCAGUUUCUUUUCCGUAUUUGAUGUUGCUUUGGUGUCAUUAUAUUUUACAUAAACCGCGUGGAUAUGUCACUAACUUUUAAAAGACACAAAACAUCUUUUUUCUCGUUGUUGUUCCCAGAGGAGACCAGAGCUCUUGUUAAAGUUGUGUUGGUCUGUUACAGUCUUGUACAAUUUCUAGAGAUCAAUAAAUUGCACCUGUAUCCCAGGCGUUGAAAGCUGUU